GCUGAUUCCAAUGGCGGCAGAGCGAGAGUUGGAUUCCUCUGAGCUUCCUGGUUCGGAGGCGCUCCUGGACGCCGUGCUGCGGACCCUCUACGACCUGGGAGAGACAGAAGGUGAAACAGAGCAGAAAAGGACCAGAAAGAAGAAGGAAAAGAAGAGAGACUCGGAGACGGUGGCAGACAGGGCAGCAGAACCGCUUCCCCUGCCUGCGUCUCCUGGGCGAGACCAGAGGAAGAGCGCUUCCAGCUUUUUCAAGAAGCUCAGGGAAGAACUGCAGUCUGCUCCCGCUGCCCCUUCAGAAGUCCCCGCUGCUACGACUGCAGUCUCCCUCUUUCCCCUAGAGAACGACAGCAAGCUAGUGGAAGUGGUAGAGUUCCACAGCAGAAGUGAAAAAAGAAAACCAAAGUCAGAGGAAGAUAAACCGGCAAAGAAUAAAACAAAGGUCCUUGAAAAAGAUGUGGUUAUUCAGGAAUUUAACCUAGAAAAGGCUCGUCUGGAAGUACACCGCUUUGGGAUCACAGGCUAUGGCAAAGGAAAAGAAAGAGUCCUGGAGCGGGAGCGGGCCAUCAUGCUGGGGGCUAAGCCUCCCAAAAACACUUACGUGAAUUACAAGGUUUUGCAGGAGCAAAUCAAAGAAAAGAGGACCUCAAUGGAAGAAGAAAAGAGAGCGGCCCAGGAGACAGACAUUUUCAAGAGAAAGAAGAGGAAAGGGAGAAGUCAGGAGGACAGGAGAUCCAAGAAGUUGGCUCCCAGCAUUUUGUCAAGUGGACGGGCUGCACAAGUUGGAAAAUUUAGAAAUGGGACAUUGAUUCUAAGCCCCGCCGAUAUCAAGAAAAUCAAUUCUUCCAGGGUAUCCAAAUGAAGUCCCUGUCAGCUCCAGAGAGGAGCAGGAACAGUGGCAGUGCGAAGGCACAGGACCUGCUGACCCUGUGGCUGCUCACUCUUGUUCCACAGGGUCUUUCUCGUUUGAGCAGUGAGUCUGUGGGCAGGCAGCGACCCUGCGGAGUGCGGGGCUGUGCCCGGGCUCCCCUCCUGUUGCAGGUUGCUGCUGUUGGCACACUGGUCACUCUCCACUUUUAAUUUCACUGUCUCUGUGAAUGGGGUUGAAGUGCCUUUUGGACUCAUGAAGACACUGACUGCACUUGUUAUCCAUUGGCUCUGUGGGAGUCAGCCUGACACGCGUGUGAGUCCACAUUGUAAGAAUUUCCAAAACUACACCUCUGUAAUAGGAGUAACUGGCUGUUAGGUAACACACAGGUGAUUCUGACAGGGUCCCCAAACCUACUUGCAGCUGUAAUCUCCCUCACAAGGCCAUUUUACAGUGAUGUCACCCCUGCCUGGAUGUCAGCAUCUCCUCAGAGACUGAGAUUCAUUAAAGGGAACUCUCUGGUGACAGGAACAAUUUUGAUAUUUCCCAUCCGAGGAGUGUCUUGUCCAGCAAGCUGUGCACACAGGUUUAAAAACCUGCAGGUUGUGGCCGGCCAUAGGACGUUGUCAUAAUGCGCUGAGAGCAUUGCCAAAACAACCCACAAGAUGAAAUCUAAUUUGUUGGAUAAUUUAAAUGAUGUUUUUAAGCUUAUUUAUUUGUAAGCAAGGGCAUAUUGCCACAGUGCUUGUGUGGAAGUCACGGGGUCUGGUUCUCCCAGCAUGCGGGUCCCAGGAAUCAAAUUUGGGUGUCAGGCUUGGCAGCAAACACCUUCACCUGCUCACCCCAUCAGCAGCCCCAUUUAGAAGAUCGUAACAGGACAGCACUAGGGAGAGACCUCAGAGCAUGGAGGAGCUAUGGAAGGUCACUGCAUCAGCUGACACCAUCUUCUCAAGGAGAGCCUGGGGGCUGCGGAGUACCACCGCCAUGAGCCAGCAGGGCUUAGACAGCUGAGGACUGCCAGCUUGGACCAGAGGCCCAGAAUAAGUAACUAGCUUUGGUUUCUGCUUUGUAAUGUAUUGUGUAAAUAUUUCUGCUCAAACCUUAAGGAAGGCAGAGAAGUCUACUGACCACCAAGUAUUGUAGAAACACCUCAGAGGACAAAAUGAUCCACAAACAGCUCUGUUCUGAGUGCAGAGGACCAAGCCUAAGUCCGUGCUCUGGAUGAAGGUUUCCUCCAGCAAAAUUAACUACAGCAGUGCUUCUCAGAUAUUUACAGUUUUCAGCUUAUUACAAUGGAAAACUUACAGUGAUGAAACAGUUUUGUGGUUGUGGGGACGCGUCAUCACAACACGAGGAACUGAGUUAAAGGGUCGCAGCAUUAGGAAGGGCGAGAACGGCCUGCUCUAUGGAAAGCCAUCCUAAGGGAAACAGCCAUGCCUGAGUUCUUGCUCUGGCCACAGCACAGGACCUGGCUUCAGUCACCUCAGGGUUUGGCCCACACAGCUGUGCAGGACACAUGAAUAGGCAGGGCUUGCUGAGAUGGAAGUGGCCUACACAGGAAAGGACCACACUGUGAAUCCUGACUGGCCAGAUGCUCUCUUAGCCAAUACUGACUUGGAUCUCGGUGGCAAAGGAGCACUGUCCUGAUCCCAAAUCAGAUUGACAGGAAGCUGACAUUGCCCUAACUGCACCCAUCACACUCCCAGGGCCAGAGGCAGCACCUGCCCCAGUGCUUGGUGGUAGUCAUGUGUCUGCCUCCUUAACUGCUGUGACUUCUCCCUCCCCCUGCAUAGUCCACCUACCUCCUCCACUCAGGCCUUACUGGAAUCCACACCACUCUUGUACCCACCUUACUACCCCAUCAUCCACAGCAAGCUUCUGUGCCCACCACGGCCUUGACUGUAUCUUCCGCCAUACCGACUCAGGGCCACCUGCACAUGUUCAUGUAUGUGCACGUGCAUACAUGUGUUCAGGUUCACAUGCACAUGUGUGGAGGAGACUAGAGGGUAGCCUCAGCUGCCGUCCCUUAGGUACUGUCUGCCUGGCUGUUUGGUUUUAGGUUUGUGUAGGUGUCUCUACCUGCCAUGUAUGUCUGUGUAUCACUUGCAUGCUUGGUGUUCAGGGAGGCCGGAGGAGGUGACGGACCCCAUGGAACUGGAACCACAGAUGGUUGUAAGCCGCCGUGUGGUGCUGGGAAUGGAACUCGGAACUCGGAGCCACUACUGCUCUUUGCUGCGCUUUUUCUCCAGUUCCCUACCUUGCAUUUCAAGACUGUCUCUCAGUCACCUGGAGCUAAGGAAGUAGGACAGGCUGGCAAGCCAGUGAGCUCCUGGGACCUGCCUGUCUCCAGCACGGGAACUCGAGCUCUGGCCGUUGCUUAGAUCACUGUAUUAAGAUGCCCUUCAGAGGGUGAGAAAGCCCAGAGCAUUUUACAUGCUUAGGAUUUUGACUGUUACCAUGCUUGAGUUAGAACUCAGAAAAGCAGGCAGGCUAAACUGAAGAUCUCCAAGCAGUUUGCCCGUCACAUUUUUAAAUGUGAGUUUUAAGGACUAGAACUGUGAUUUUUAUGCUCACACAGCAUGCACAUUGACUGAGCUAUUACCCCAGCCCUCCCUAGUCACCUCUUACUAGUCAGAAAGUGGAUAUAUAUAAGAAAGACACAGGCAGUCCUGAAAGACACUGAAUUUGUUAGGGGAUCCUCAGCUUUCCUCCACGAGAAGUUCUCAGCCCUUAGAGCUAAUCUUCAAUUAGCAUGCAGCAGUAGCCUGUAGCUAUUGCUUAACUAGGCCCAGCUUCAAUCAGAAAUAUUCAAGGUUUGUGUAUGGUAGGGCGUUGUGAUUGUCUUAGGGUGGUCUUUUGAUCCCCGCCCCAAAGAGAUUCUCCCGGCCCUAAACAAGUUUUUACAGAAUCUAAAGUUCACAAGUUUCUAGUUAAGACAGUUUGGCGUUUAGCAAACAGAACCUGCUAUCUACAUGGGCGUCAGUGGUGGCCAGUUCUCAAGGGAGGAGAGGAUCUGUGACCCUUUCCAGAAAGGAGGAGGGGCAAGCAGGUUCAGAGCAGAAGCCAGUGGUUCCAGCCUGCUGCGCUGUCUCAGCUCAGUUUGCCAUUCUGGUUUUUUUAAUCUGUUUAUUUCAUAAUAAAUCAUUUCAUUAAAAAACA
Molecule: messenger RNA, 4024 nt
Organism: Rattus norvegicus (Norway rat)
Lineage: Eukaryota; Metazoa; Chordata; Mammalia; Rodentia; Muridae
Gene: Fsaf1
Product: 40S small subunit processome assembly factor 1
Exons: 7
Coding region: 11-859 (282 amino acids)
Biological process (GO): ribosomal small subunit biogenesis
Cellular component (GO): nucleolus; small-subunit processome; chromosome
Source: RefSeq, marked provisional